This is a messenger RNA of Lytechinus variegatus (green sea urchin), 800 nucleotides long. RefSeq lists its product as uncharacterized. The transcript has 3 exons. NCBI's taxonomy places the organism in Eukaryota, Metazoa, Echinodermata, Echinoidea, Temnopleuroida, Toxopneustidae. The record is from RefSeq and is a predicted model, not a curated record. The coding region runs from base 147 to 800 and encodes 217 amino acids.
CCUAAAAGAUUCAGUUUGCAACUUCAGGAUUGAAUUUUUCUUGGCGGUUCGCUUGAUUGAACUUUGGAGGUGAUUGCAUCCAGGAUUCAUUGGACUUGGGCUGAGUGACGGAGCUUCGAGUCUAACUCUAGUUUCGCGAGUUGAUCAUGCCAAAGGUUAAGGCCAAGAAAAUAACGACCGCAGGUGCGAGGAAGGGAGAUGACACACCGAAGAGGAGGCCGGGUCGGCCGAGAGGUCCACGGGCGACGUCAACCCCCGCAAGUGUGGAUCUGGGGCUGGGAGGCGGCAACAACGGGCCAGGAAGGAGCGGACCUGUGGUGUGGAUCAUAGGGGACUCGAUAGUGUUUUGGGCACAUCGCAGGGCGAAGAACAACGGCGAGGCUGACCUUGGACUUGGAACGUCGGUCCGCUGGUUGGGGAAAAGGGGGCUACGAAUUGAAGGGGUAAGCGAUUGGUUAGAUAAGAUGGGUCGGAGUGAACCAAAGCCUUCAGUAGUAGUAUUGCAUGUAGGAACGAAUGACAUUGAGGCACUGUCCAAGAAGAAGCUGGCUAGUUUGACGUAUAGACUUUUUGACGCCAAUAAGGACAAAUUUCAAAUAGUGUGGUCGGACAUUUUGGAGAGGGUUUGGUACCCCGCUGGCUGUACAGGAGAUCAAGGUAAAUUGGACUUAAAGAGAAGGGCGGCCAAUAGGUACGCCAAGGCUUUAGCUGCAAGAUUUCAUGGGCCUGUUUCAGAAAAAAAAUCAAAUCUAAAUGUCAAAAUAUGUGAAGGCAAAUUGAACAAACCAGAAGAGAUAUAA